Molecule: messenger RNA, 2175 nt
Organism: Chionomys nivalis (European snow vole)
Lineage: Eukaryota; Metazoa; Chordata; Mammalia; Rodentia; Cricetidae
Gene: Wdr45
Product: WD repeat domain 45
Exons: 11
Coding region: 781-1863 (360 amino acids)
Biological process (GO): nucleophagy; protein localization to phagophore assembly site; autophagy of mitochondrion
Cellular component (GO): phagophore assembly site membrane; extrinsic component of membrane; cytosol
Molecular function (GO): phosphatidylinositol-3-phosphate binding; phosphatidylinositol-3,5-bisphosphate binding; protein binding
Source: RefSeq, a predicted model, not a curated record
GGGACUGGCGGCUAGAGUCGGUGCUGUCAUGGAAAGGGAAAGGAACAAGACUUUUGAGAGAAGUUGAGGCGUUUCAAUUAGGGUUCUUAGUUGGUGUGGGUAUUUGGACGAGCGAUCUAGGAGAGAGCCUUGGAAGCUGCUGCUAUUCAGAGUAUAGCUCAUGUAGAAGCAAUACCCAGGAAUUACAGCAGAAGUAGGUUUAAAGUCUUAGAGGGUGGGUAGGAGGUGUGUCUGGACAGAGGUCUUCGAGUGAUGGGGUUUGACAAGAGACAGAGAAGCAGGUCGAAGUUUUCCUAGGUAGAUUUUUUUUGGGGUGGUGUGUACUGGGAGAAGGGUCUUUAGAGAGUAUCUGUGCCCUAGGGCAGGGUCUUCGGGAGACAACGUGGGAACAAAAGGGGACACAUUUUAGGGGAAAGGGGGCUCAUGAGUAGCAUUGGGUCACCUCAGUUAGGAGUCAUGGGUAGAGAGUACAAGGAAUGACGUGUGUGUCAAGUGUGAAGAAUUUAGAAUGUCAAGGGAACGCCAGGUGGGGACUUCAGGAAAUAAGUCCUGGGUGUGGAGGGAGUUCCCAGGCUUGCCUCAGUGAUCGGAAUUAGCAGUGUGAGAAAUGGGUUUGGGAAAUGUAUUUCAUGGAGGGUGUGAAUGGGGUUCUGGGGGCAAUAAAUGAGAGUUAGAAAAGUACGGGGGGGGGUUCUGUGAGUGAUGGACAUUCAUAGCAGUCUCAUGGAGAUGGACACUACCUGACAGGUGGAUCUGGGUGCAGGGAAGCGGUCCUGUACCAUGUCUCAGCCGCCACUUCGAGGUGUGACCAGCCUCCAUUUCAACCAAGACCAAAGUUGCUUUUGCUGUGCCAUGGAGACUGGUGUACGUAUCUAUAAUGUGGAGCCACUGAUGGAGAAGGGGCAUCUGGACCACGAGCAGGUAGGCAGCGUGGGCCUGGUAGAGAUGCUGCACCGAUCCAACCUGCUGGCCCUGGUAGGCGGUGGGAGCAGCCCCAAGUUCUCAGAGAUCUCUGUGCUCAUCUGGGAUGACGCCCAAGAAGGCAAGGACUCCAAGGACAAACUCGUGCUGGAGUUCACCUUUACUAAGCCAGUGCUGGCUGUGCGCAUGCGCUAUGACAAGAUUGUGAUCGUGCUGAGGAACCGCAUCUAUGUGUACUCCUUCCCGGACAAUCCUCGAAAGCUAUUUGAAUUUGAUACUCGGGACAACCCCAAGGGGUUGUGCGACCUCUGCCCAAGCCUGGAGAAGCAACUGCUUGUGUUUCCUGGACACAAGUGUGGAAGUCUGCAACUUGUGGAUCUGGCAAGCACCAAGCCUGGCACUUCCUCAGCUCCAUUCACCAUUAAUGCACAUCAGAGUGAUGUGGCCUGUGUGUCCCUGAACCAGCCUGGCACUGUGGUGGCGUCGGCCUCCCAGAAGGGUACCCUAAUUCGUCUGUUUGACACGCAGUCCAAGGAAAAACUGGUGGAGCUUCGAAGAGGCACAGACCCCGCCACCCUGUAUUGCAUUAACUUCAGCCACGACUCCUCCUUCCUCUGUGCUUCCAGUGACAAGGGCACUGUCCAUAUCUUUGCUCUUAAAGACACCCGUCUCAACCGGCGCUCUGCGCUGGCUCGUGUGGGCAAGGUCGGGCCUAUGAUUGGACAGUAUGUGGAUUCCCAGUGGAGCCUGGCCAGCUUUACCGUGCCUGCCGAGUCAGCAUGCAUCUGCGCCUUUGGUCGGAACACCUCCAAGAAUGUCAACUCUGUAAUUGCCAUCUGCGUAGACGGGACCUUCCACAAAUAUGUCUUCACGCCUGACGGAAACUGCAACCGAGAGGCCUUUGACGUGUACCUUGACAUCUGUGAUGACGAUGACUUUUAAGAGCCCUGGCAGCUACACUAGGAACCUGCAGUAGCAGAUGGCCAAUCUGAGUCUUGAGGGUGUUGAAGCAGCCAGCAAGCAUCAAGGAGGCCUCUCACUCUCCAUUCAAGCACAGCUGUAUCUAAAGAAACAGCUCGCUUCCCCCAGCACUUUUUUUGUGAGUGUGCCAAAGGCCAAGGACAGAUUGCCUGGGCCACCUAGUCUGGAACACUCACAGGGACCCAAAGGGAUUGUAGUAAUCCAACCUGGGGAUUUAAAAAAGGUUACCAGGAGAGAUAGCCUCUGUGAUGUAUAUCAAUAAAAGGCUUUUAA